Molecule: messenger RNA, 237 nt
Organism: Entrophospora sp. SA101
Lineage: Eukaryota; Fungi; Glomeromycota; Glomeromycetes; Entrophosporales; Entrophosporaceae
Source: the annotation of a GenBank genome assembly
AUGCCUCUAGCUUCAAAACAAAAAAGAAAAAUCAAAAAUCAAUCAAGAGAAUUAGAUGGAAAGUUUGGUUCAAAAAAAUCAAAAAUAGAAGUUAACUCUGGUGUUGAAAUUGAUUUGAAUUUAUUAAAAGAUGUUGAGGCAAGCAAUUUUCAAACAUUUAUGGAAGAAAUUGAGCUGCAAGAAGAUUUAGAACAAGAGAAAAAAUGUAGCGAUAGACUAAUUAGUUCAAAACUUUAA